Molecule: messenger RNA, 3515 nt
Organism: Capsicum annuum
Lineage: Eukaryota; Viridiplantae; Streptophyta; Magnoliopsida; Solanales; Solanaceae
Product: phospholipase D alpha 1
Exons: 4
Coding region: 862-3288 (808 amino acids)
Biological process (GO): phospholipid catabolic process; phosphatidylcholine metabolic process
Cellular component (GO): plasma membrane
Molecular function (GO): calcium ion binding; D-type glycerophospholipase activity
Source: RefSeq, a predicted model, not a curated record
GAUCUGGUCCAGUCCCUUAAAUCUAGGAUAUACUAGUAUUAAAUAAAAAGGGUGCUGCUCCCCUCGUUCUCUUACCGUUCCAACUCUUUUAUAAAUAAAAUAAAAUAUACUUUCUUGGAUCACAAUCCUUUUACUCCUCUCACAAGCAAGAUUGUAUCAUAUAUUCUUUGAUUGACACUUUUAAGUUUAGCUCUGUGGUUGUAAGGUUUCAGAUCUCUGUACUGUUCUAGUCUUACUUUCUUGAUUUUUCUCACUUUAGUUUUGGUAAAGAUUUGAUCUUUUCUUGUGUUGUGUUCAACUUUGUUGUUCUUGAUUUUUCUGACAGCAGUUUUGGCAAAGUUUUCAUUUUUUUUUUUCUGGUGUGUGUGUGUGUUCAACUUUGUUUUUCUUUUUGAGUUGAGAGGGUUGAUAUUGCUGACCCCAACAGCCCAACUAAUUUGGGAUGCAGAUAUAGUUGAUUGUUUGGUUUUUGUGUUAAACUUUGUUGUUCUUUUUGAGUUGGGAAAAUUCAUAUUGCUGACCUCAACUAAUUUGGAUCCAGACAUAGUUGAUUGUGUUUGUUUUUGUGUUAAACUUUGGUUUGCUUUUGGAGUAAUGUCUCUGUGUUUUAAGUAUCUUUAGUGUGUUUAAUGUUUUGCUGUGAACUGUAUGAUUGUGGUUUUUUGAUCUUUGGAUAAGCAGGUGAAAAAUGACUCAAAUUCAGCUUGAUUUUUCUGACUUUAGUUUUGGCAAUUGUUUGAUCUUUUCUGGUGUAUGUGUAUCAUUUAUUUAUUUUUCUCUUUCAGUUGAGAGAAUUGAUAUUGCUGACCCCAACUAAUUUGGGAUCCAGACACAGUUGAUUGUUUGGUUUUUAGGUGAAAAAUGGCUCAGAUUCAGCUUCAUGGAACUCUCCAUGUCACGAUCUACGAGGUCGAUAAUCUGCAAUCUCAGGAGGGUGGGAACUUCUUUAGCAAGAUAAAGCAGCACGUUGAGGACACAAUUGGUGUUGGAAAAGGAACUCCAGAAAUUUAUGCUACUGUUGAUUUGGAAAAGGCUAGGGUUGGGAGAACCAGAACGAUUAAAAAUGAACCAAACAAUCCAAGGUGGUAUGAGUCCUUUCACAUUUACUGUGCACAUAUGGCUUCAAAUGUUAUAUUCACCGUCAAAGAUGAUAAUCCCUUUGGUGCAUCCUUAAUCGGAAGAGCUUAUGUUCCGGUUGAAGAACUUUUGGAAGGGGAGGAGAUUGAAAAGUGGGUUGAAAUAAUGGAUAAAGAAAUGAAUCCUACAGCCGAAGGUUCUAAAAUCCAUGUUAAGCUACAGUUUUUUGACGUCGGUCGAGAUCGUAACUGGGGACGUGGAAUUCGAAGCUCUAGAUAUCCUGGUGUCCCUUACACUUUCUUUGCACAGAGAGCAGGAUGUCGAAUUUCCUUGUAUCAAGAUGCUCAUGUGCCAGACAAUUUCAUUCCUAAAAUCCCCCUCUCUGGCGGGAAGUACUAUGAGCCCCACAGAUGUUGGGAAGAUGUCUUUGAUGCUAUUACUAAUGCAAAGCACUUGAUUUACAUUACUGGCUGGUCAGUAUAUACUGAAAUAACCUUGGUAAGGGACUCGAGGAGGCAAAAACCUGGAGGAGACAUCACGUUGGGGGAGCUGCUCAAGAAUAAGGCAAGUGAAGGUGUUAAAGUUCUUAUGCUUGUUUGGGAUGAUAGGACGUCCGUGGGUUUGCUGAAGAAGGAUGGUCUGAUGUGCACUCAUGACCAAGAAACUGAACAGUACUUUCAAGGUACAGAUGUACACUGUGUCCUCUGUCCUCGGAAUCCUGAUAAUGGUGGAAGCAUUAUUCAGGAUAUGAAAGUCUCUACCAUGUAUACCCAUCACCAGAAAAUCGUAGUGGUGGACAGUGCACUGCCCAGCGGGGAGUCGGAAAAGCGGAGAAUUCUGAGUUUUGUGGGAGGUAUUGAUCUUUGCGAUGGGAGAUACGAUACACCUUUCCAUUCGCUUUUUAGGACACUGGACACUGCCCACCAUGAUGAUUUCCACCAACCUAAUUUUCCGGAUGGCGCAAUUACCAAAGGUGGACCAAGAGAGCCCUGGCAUGACAUUCACUCUCGGCUUGAAGGCCCAAUUGCUUGGGAUGUUCUGUUUAAUUUUGAGCAGAGAUGGAGAAAGCAGGGUGGAAAGGAUAUUCUUGUCAACUUUAGAGAGCUUGAUGAUAUUAUAAUUCCACCAUCUCCGGUGAUGUACCCUGAUGAUCAUGAAACAUGGAAUGUUCAGUUAUUCCGAUCAAUUGAUGGAGGGGCUGCUUUUGGGUUUCCCGACACACCUGAAGAUGCAGCAAAAGCUGGACUUGUCAGUGGGAAGGAUAACGUAAUUGAUAGAAGCAUCCAAGAUGCUUAUAUUCAUGCUAUUCGCCGAGCAAAAAAUUUUAUUUACAUUGAAAAUCAGUAUUUUCUUGGAAGCUGCGCUGACUGGCAGUGUGAUGAUAUCAAGGUAGAGGAUAUAGGUGCUUUGCAUGUUAUUCCGAAGGAACUUGUACUGAAGAUUGCCAGUAAGAUUGAAGCUGGGGAAAGGUUUACUGUUUAUGUGGUGGUCCCAAUGUGGCCAGAAGGAAUUCCCGAGAGCGCAUCAGUACAAGCAAUAUUGGACUGGCAGAGGAGGACAAUGGAGAUGAUGUAUAAGCACAUUGUUCAAGCACUGACUGCUAAAGGUAUUGAAGAAGAUCCCAGGAAUUAUUUGACAUUUUUCUGCAUCGGCAACCGAGAGGUGAAGAAGAGUGGAGAAUAUGAACCUUCUGAGAGCCCAGAGCCAGAUUCUGAUUACGCUCGAGCUCAGGAGGCUCGACGCUUCAUGAUAUAUGUCCACUCCAAGAUGAUGAUUGUGGAUGACGAGUACAUCAUAGUUGGAUCGGCCAACAUAAACCAGAGAUCUAUGGAUGGUGCUAGAGAUUCGGAAAUAGCCAUGGGAGCCUACCAGCCUUAUCAUUUGGCCACCAGUCAACCAGCUAGGGGUCAAGUUCAUGGUUUCAGAAUGGCAUUGUGGUACGAGCACCUUGGUAUGCUCGACGAGACCUUUCAACAUCCAGAAAGUGAGGAAUGUGUGAGGAAGGUGAAUCAAAUAGCUGAUAAAUACUGGGAUCUGUAUUCUAGUGAGAGCUUAGAAAGAGACCUGCCUGGUCACUUGCUCCGUUACCCCAUUGGUGUGGCUAGCGAAGGGGAUAUCACGGAGCUACCGGGUCAUGAGUUUUUCCCCGAUACAAAGGCUCGAGUUCUUGGUACUAAAUCUGACUACCUUCCUGCUAACCUCACUACAUAAGUGGAUAAUUCCCGUGUUAACUUGGCGAAGAGGUAAGCUACUUGAAAGGUGCAGUUUGUUGUGGAAUAGUACUUGUUCUUUCAGUUUUCUGUUUGGGCAUUCUGUUGGAGGUUUGUAUGAGGUGCUUUUUAUUGACUAUAGUCUUUGUUGCAGUUCGCUCUAUACAUUUUACAUGUGACUUUUUGCAAGGAUUGCAAUCACUGGAAAAUUAACCCUUUAAUACUUUC